UAAAAAGCGGAAUAAUAAACGGAAUAAAGAAAGUGAAAGCGAAGGAGCAAGUGAGAAACCCCCAUAUUCGGUGAGUUCUCUGGAGAGCUUUCACAGGUGGAGAAGAGAUGGUUUGGUUUCAAUGCGAGGAUUGUGGCGACAACCUCAAGAAACCAAAGCUUCCGAACCAUUUCAGAAUGUGCUCGGCCUCGAAGUUAUCGUGCAUCGACUGUGGAGAAGUUUUUGGGCAGAAGACCGUUGAAGGCCAUACUCAGUGCAUUACUGAAGCGGAAAAAUAUGGCCCAAAAGGUCAAGCAAAAGCUUCGAAUGGAAUGAAUGCGAAAUCCAAAAACGAUUCGAAGCAGAAGCCAGAGUUUGACAUUAAUGUUGGAUUAUCUGAACGGCCACCGUGGUUCUGUAGUUUAUGCAACACAAAAGCCACAAGUAAACAAACAUUACUCCUUCAUGCCGAUGGGAAGAAACACAGAGCAAAAGCGAGAGCAUUUCAUGCGGUAAAUCAGAAGCCAAAUGAUACUGCAGAAGCCAACACUUGCGACGGAAACAAAUCAAACAAUACAGAAAAUGUUCCGGAACCUAAAGAGCAGGAAUCGUCUAAAGCUGCUACUGCCGAUAAUGGCUCAGGAGGGGAAACCAAAGCUAAAGAACCAAACAACAAAAGAAAGCAUGACACAGUAAGCGAUACUAAAUCAGAAUUGGGAAAUGGAGAACCUGUCGGAAGUAAUGGGGCUCAAAUCCAUGUUACAAAAGGCCCGAAGAAGGCCAAACACAAUGCCGAACUGGAUUCCACUCCUAACAAGGAUUCAGGCAAGAAAAACAUAAAAUGGAAGAAACUUAUCUCUUCGGCUUUGAAAUCUAAUGCUGAUGGCGUUUUGAAAUUCAAGGAGCUUAGAAAACUUGUUAUGGAAUCUCUCAAGGAGGAUGGUCACACACAAGAGAAGAAUGUAGUGUCUGAGAUGCUUCAUGAGAAGAUAAAUUCAAGCUCCAGAUUUGUUGUCGAUGGGAAAUAUGUUAGAUUGGCCACCAAAGGUUAAUGUUCGUGUUGAAUUUUGCAGCUUCAACUGAACAUGGUAACCUCGUCGGUGUGGUAAAUUUUGUUGUAGUAUUCUUUAUGUUUCGAGCUUAAAGUGGUUGAAAGAUUUACUAGCUAAAUGAGCAGUAACAGCAAUUUUGUGGCGAGCAAUUUAGUUUUAAUCAUCUUGUUGUCUUCUCUAAGACUCUGUUAUACUACCUUAAGGAUUUUGAUUACAUGUUUGCUUAUUACAAAUAUUGAUUACAAUCAGACCUCUGUUGUCGAAGCUUAGAGUGUAUGGUUAUGAUUGUGUAUUAGAAGAUUCGGCCAGCAUCUAGUGUAGAGUAAUGGGAGAGUAAUGGGUGAGUUCGGAACAAGUUCCACAACCACACAUGGUUCGGAUAGGGUUUUAAUCAAACACGUAACUCACCCACCCAGGUCUAAAUUCUUAAAAUCCAUAACCCGUGUUAGGGACUAGUUACGAUGUUGAUUGGGGUCAAUUCAUAAGAUAUUGACCGACAACAUAUGUUUUCAAAUAACUCUACAUGUAUAGACAUAUAUUUGUGUAUUUUCUUUCAUCAUAUCGUAUAUUGUCAUUUAGCACAGUAACUAUCGUUUUCCGGUUGUAAUUUUUCAAACUUUACCUAAUUGCCAUCUCUAGUGUAGGCAUAGUAAUACACAUAGACACGAAAAUGAAGCAUAAAUAUACACAUAAAAGGAUUAAAUUGCAAUGUAGCCUGUAGUAAGUGUACAAAAAAAACCCAAUGUUUUUUAUUUUAUUUAUUUUCAAAUAACACACAACAGAUAGUCUGGCUGAUCACAUUAUUUUUUUUGAAUUUUCUUUUGGGUCUGCCAGUAGCCUCUAAAAGAGCAAAUGGAACACCAUUCUUGUUCCAUAUGCAUUAAGGAACCCUCAAAUUCUCAAUACCAUUUUCUCUAAGAGUAAUUUUUUUUUUCUUUUUUUUCUUUUUUAAUCAACAUGUGUGUAAGAUUGUACCUCUAUAUUGAUGCUUGGGAACAUUCUGGACAUGGAUGGAAUAACCGAGGCCGCCGCAUAAGCUAGAAAAGUCGAAUUAGAAUGAUGAUCAACAAUAUAACAGAGAAUGCCAUAGCCUGCGAAGCAAAGAAUAAGGCCGGUCAAAAAAUGUCUCAUAAUUAAGGUGUCUCAUAAUUAAGGAGCCGAAGAUGAUCCUAGCACAAGAUUAACAUCAAACAAGAAAAUACUAACGGCGAUUGCAGAUGCAGCAAGCCCGGCUCGUUCCCUUGGAUCUUUACGAUAGUGAUUUCCAAAGUACAAGAUUGUAGCGUAGUACCACAUAGGCGGGCACAAGAAGCCUGUGAGGAAACUGAGGAAAGGAAGGGAUGCUAUGGUUAUGUUUGUAUCGGUGAAAAUGUAAGAAAAAAAUGGGGAAAUUUUGUGUACACUUACGAGAACCAUCCGUGUCCACAGCCAAAGCACGGAAGAGGUUUGUCGUAUAACCCCAAUUCUUCAUCUUUAAUAAGAGUAUACCUGCCUUUAUCUUUGUCCACA
Messenger RNA from Andrographis paniculata, 2540 nucleotides. Its product is annotated as UBP1-associated proteins 1C. The coding region runs from base 108 to 1031 and encodes 307 amino acids. Gene Ontology annotation, biological process: negative regulation of transcription by RNA polymerase II; rRNA processing. The record is from RefSeq and is a predicted model, not a curated record. Gene Ontology annotation, cellular component: nucleolus. NCBI's taxonomy places the organism in Eukaryota, Viridiplantae, Streptophyta, Magnoliopsida, Lamiales, Acanthaceae. The transcript has 6 exons. Gene Ontology annotation, molecular function: DNA binding; zinc ion binding.